UCAACAACAAAUUUGCUUGAUAAUGAGACAAUUAUCUUGUGCCCUAUUAGGCUGGGUCUAAUAUACGCGGACAUCGGCUGGUGAAAUGACUAUUCGCAGCAGGUCUUCGCCAAUUCAGUGGAAUAAAGCCAGAGAGACAUAGUAGUGUUCUAGUAUUGUACAACAAGGUUACACUUCACUUUGAAUAACACGGCGACUAGGGAGCAAGCGGAGUAGAGCUGACAGAUAUCUCAGUGCAAAGCUUCGCGUUAUGGAAACUGAACAGAACAAGCCUUCAUCCAUGGGCCCCACUUCAUCUCGAAGUAGUUCAUUUACCGUCGAGGCACUGAUAUCGAAACCAGUACACAAAACAAGCAAUAUCAUUAACGACACCAAUUUAGGAAGUCAAAGUAACUUUUCAGUUGAGAGAAUUUUGAAUAAACAACAUUCAAGAGACGAGGAAAACGACAGCAAAGUUGACGUGUCUUCUCCAGACAAGAGAUGUGCAGGGGAAGAAGAAGACAGCUCAUCAGAUUAUCCAUGGAUGCAUUCAACUCGCUACGACCCUCCACCAAGAAUACGUUCAAGGCUUAGCCCGUCCAAAUGUCAGCUUCGCAAGCAUAAAGCAAAUCGCAAACCUCGUACGCCUUUCACAACUUCACAACUUCUUGCUCUGGAAAGAAAGUUCCGCCAGAAACAGUACCUGUCUAUCGCGGAAAGGGCCGAGUUUUCUGCAUCAUUAAAUUUGACCGAAACACAAGUGAAAAUUUGGUUUCAAAACCGAAGAGCAAAAGCAAAAAGACUUCACGAAGCUGAACUCGAGAAACUAAAGCUUGCAACUAAGCCUUACAUAUCUCCUGGCUUUACCUCUACAAUGGGUAAUGUCUCCAUGUGUUGUGAUUCAUCAUGCAAUGGUACUUUCGCGUUCCAGCCUUAUUCGCAUCUAACUCUACCAUCAAACAACUACAGUCAAUCGGCGAUGGGAUUUUUUUACCGAACACCUUACGGGAUUCCCCCUGGAUAUAACAACUAUAUGCCCCACUAAUACAAUCUAUGUUCGUCAAACUAUAUAUCCCAUCGACUUGAAGGUGAGAUGGAGGACAAUGAAAAACGCUCUUUUAUUUAAAUUAAAAUGUAUCCAUCCAGUUUUUCCCUCUGAUGGAUUGAACAAAAUGUCUAUCAUGUCCUUUAGAAGGGCAGUAUAUUGUAAUAUAGCAGAAUAUUCUAAUUGUACAUAACUUCGAUACAUGGCUUCCUUGCACGAGACUCGAAUUUACUUAUGUUCUUAAUUUUUUGUGCUAUUUUCUUUCUCAACUGUCACAUUCUAUACGAUUAAAACACAGAAAAUAAAAAUUUAAAGAAAGA
This is a messenger RNA of Actinia tenebrosa (Australian red waratah sea anemone), 1344 nucleotides long. RefSeq lists its product as uncharacterized. Gene Ontology annotation, cellular component: nucleus. Lineage: Eukaryota; Metazoa; Cnidaria; Anthozoa; Actiniaria; Actiniidae. Gene Ontology annotation, biological process: regulation of transcription by RNA polymerase II; embryonic morphogenesis. Gene Ontology annotation, molecular function: RNA polymerase II transcription regulatory region sequence-specific DNA binding; DNA-binding transcription factor activity, RNA polymerase II-specific. The record is from RefSeq and is a predicted model, not a curated record.